Messenger RNA from Canis lupus familiaris (dog), 1813 nucleotides. It is a transcript of the gene PPARG, whose product is annotated as peroxisome proliferator activated receptor gamma. Gene Ontology annotation, molecular function: RNA polymerase II cis-regulatory region sequence-specific DNA binding; zinc ion binding; nuclear receptor activity. Lineage: Eukaryota; Metazoa; Chordata; Mammalia; Carnivora; Canidae. Gene Ontology annotation, cellular component: nucleus. Gene Ontology annotation, biological process: positive regulation of transcription by RNA polymerase II; regulation of lipid metabolic process; cell differentiation. Bases 89 to 1606 code for a protein of 505 amino acids. The transcript is spliced from 7 exons. The record is from RefSeq and is marked validated.
AAGUCUUUUUCUUUUAAUGGAUUGGUCUUUUGCAAGAAAUAGACAAAAUAUCAGUGUGAAUUACAGAAAAUCCCUCUUCCAUGCUGUUAUGGGUGAAACUCUGGGAGAUUCUCUCAUUGACCCAGAAAGCGACUCCUUUGCUGAUACACUGUCUGCAAGCACUUCACAAGAAACUACCAUGGUUGACACAGAGAUGCCAUUCUGGCCCACCAACUUUGGAAUCAGUUCAGUGGAUCUGUCCGUAAUGGAUGACCACUCCCAUUCUUUUGACAUCAAGCCAUUCACCACCGUGGAUUUCUCCAGCAUUUCCACUCCACACUAUGAAGACAUUCCAUUCUCAAGAGCGGACCCGAUGGUUGCAGAUUAUAAGUAUGAUCUGAAGCUCCAAGAGUAUCAAAGUGCAAUCAAAGUGGAGCCUGCAUCCCCACCUUAUUAUUCUGAAAAGACUCAGCUGUACAAUAAGCCUCACGAAGAGCCUUCCAACUCCCUCAUGGCAAUUGAAUGCCGAGUCUGUGGAGAUAAAGCUUCUGGGUUCCACUAUGGAGUUCAUGCUUGUGAAGGAUGCAAGGGCUUCUUCCGGAGGACAAUCAGAUUGAAACUCAUUUACGAUAGAUGUGACCUAAACUGUCGGAUCCACAAAAAAAGUAGAAAUAAAUGUCAGUACUGUCGGUUUCAGAAGUGCCUUGCUGUGGGGAUGUCUCAUAAUGCCAUCAGGUUUGGGCGGAUGCCACAGGCUGAGAAGGAAAAGCUGUUGGCGGAGAUCUCCAGUGAUAUCGACCAGCUGAACCCAGAGUCGGCUGAUCUCCGGGCCCUGGCAAAACAUUUGUAUGACUCAUACAUAAAGUCCUUCCCGCUGACCAAAGCAAAGGCGAGAGCGAUCUUGACAGGAAAGACAACAGACAAAUCACCAUUUGUUAUCUAUGACAUGAAUUCCUUAAUGAUGGGAGAAGAUAAAAUCAAGUUCAAACACAUCACCCCCUUGCAGGAGCAGAGCAAAGAGGUGGCCAUUCGCAUCUUUCAGGGGUGUCAGUUCCGCUCAGUGGAAGCCGUGCAGGAGAUCACAGAGUACGCCAAAAGUAUCCCUGGUUUUGUAAACCUUGACUUGAAUGACCAAGUAACUCUGCUAAAAUAUGGUGUCCAUGAGAUCAUUUACACGAUGCUGGCGUCCUUGAUGAAUAAAGACGGGGUUCUCAUAUCAGAAGGCCAAGGAUUCAUGACAAGGGAGUUUCUAAAGAGCCUGAGAAAGCCCUUUGGUGACUUCAUGGAGCCAAAGUUUGAGUUUGCUGUGAAGUUCAAUGCACUGGAAUUAGAUGACAGCGACUUGGCAAUAUUUAUAGCCGUCAUUAUUCUCAGUGGAGACCGCCCAGGUUUGCUGAAUGUGAAGCCCAUUGAGGACAUACAGGACAACCUGCUACAAGCCUUGGAGCUCCAGCUCAAGCUGAACCACCCCGAGUCCUCUCAGCUCUUUGCCAAGCUGCUCCAGAAAAUGACAGACCUCAGACAAAUUGUAACAGAACAUGUGCAGCUAUUGCAAGUCAUAAAGAAAACAGAGACAGACAUGAGUCUUCACCCACUCCUACAAGAAAUAUACAAGGACUUGUAUUAGCAGAGAAGUCCAAAUUCACUGACAACGUUUUCCUUCUUCCGAUUGCACUAUUUUGAGGGGAAAUCUGACACCUAAAAAAUUUACUGUGAAAAAGCAUUUUAAAAAGAAAAGGUUUUAGAAUAAAUAGAUCUAUUUUAUGCAUAUUGUUUAUAAAAAUACAUUUACAAUUUACUUUUAAUAUUAAAAAUUACCAUAUUAUGAAAUUGC